AUGUCUGCAGCAGCAGCAGCAACGCCUGCUGCUGCUGCUGCAGCAACAGCAGCAGCAGCAGCAGAACAAGAAGAUGAUGAUACAGCAGGAAGCCCUGCAUGCAUUCGAUUAGUUAGUGGGGCCUCCCUCUCUGCUAUUAAGGAGUAUGCAGCAGAGGCCCUUAAGAGACCUUAUCUGCAGCGUACAGCAGCAGCAGGGGCCCUGCUGCAGUUCUGUGGGGCCCCCCUGCUGCAGCUGCUUGCUGUUGAUUCUGUUGCUGGCAGGAUAUUCUUCUUACAACGAAACAUAACACCACAGCAGCAAAGGCGCACCCGCCGCCUAUCUCAAGACUUAGGGGGGCCCCCAAGGGGGGCCCCCCUAUCUCCUGAUGAAUCUGAGGGGGUUCCUAUGUCUCCUGAUGUUUCUGAGGGGGUUCCCCUGUCUCGUAGUAAUGCUUGGGGGCCCCCCGUGUCUUCUGAUGACUCAGAGGGGCCCUCUGCUUCUCCUGAUAUCUCUACUGGCUACCCCUCGUCUCCUACUAGUCCCUGGGGGGGCCCCCUGUCUCCUACUAGUCCUUGGGGGGGUACCCUACCUCCUAAUGUUCGCUGGGGCCCCCCACUGUCUCCUCAUAGGCCCUGGACCCCCCCUAUGUCUCCUGAUGAUAUAGAGGGGGCCCCCCUCUCUCCUGAUAGCUAUGGGGGCCCCCCCUUAUUUCCUAAUGCUACGGAGGUGGUCUCCCUGUCUCCUAAUGCAAUAGAGGGGCCCUACCUGUCUCCUAAUCGCUAUAAGGGCCCCCCUUCACCCCCUUCAGGGCCCCUUAACCACCCCGCUGCAGGCGCGAAGGGGGGGGCCCCCUCCACUGUGGGGCCCCAAGGGGCCCCUCUUCAAGACCACCCUUCACAAUUGGGCGUUCUGCUGCAGCAGCAAGCAGCAGCAGCAGCAGCAGCAGCAGCAGCAGAGCAUGCUGCGUCGGAUGGGGUGCAGGGGGUGAGAGGAAAAGCUGCAAAGAUGGAGACAGAUAAAGAAGAGACAGAGACGGAGAUUAAAAGAGAGACAGAUAGAGAGACAGAUAGAGAGACAGAUAAAGAGACAGAGACGAGGAGGAAGAUAAGAAUACAGAAUGAGACAGAGACAGAGACAAGAGAGUUUAAGGAGGGGCCCUUAGUGCGCGACAGCAUAGGGGCCCCCUCUUCAAGGAUGAGGGGCCCCCAGGGGGCCCCCCCACCAGAGGGGCCCCCAGGGGGCCCCUCUGAGGAGACACCUCGUAGGCGUUUGAAUAGAAGAGAAGAAGAGGAGACAGAGGGGGGUCUUGGGUCUUUAUGUGUUGCAUGCAUAUACGUCGAUGGGUUUUAUAAUGAUGUAUCGCGCUGUAUACCUGUCUCCACGGAGACAGAAGGAGAGACAGCAUUAGCAGACCCAGUGUACAUGCAGGUAGACCCCCUUACUGAUACUCUGCUGUUUGCUGCAUUUGAUAGACAGGGACAGCUCGUGCUGUCUGUACACCACGCCCUCUCCUUGCAGCGCAGAUUCGCUGUCAAGCUUGAAGCCUUUCAUUCAGGUCUAUCCUAUAUAUAA
Messenger RNA from Eimeria acervulina, 1554 nucleotides. RefSeq names its product GF17870, related. Lineage: Eukaryota; Apicomplexa; Conoidasida; Eucoccidiorida; Eimeriidae. The transcript has a single exon. The record is from RefSeq and is a predicted model, not a curated record. Bases 1 to 1554 code for a protein of 517 amino acids.